Neolamprologus brichardi is the source of this 2709-nucleotide messenger RNA. Its product is annotated as FERM domain-containing protein 7. The record is from RefSeq and is a predicted model, not a curated record. Gene Ontology annotation, molecular function: guanyl-nucleotide exchange factor activity. NCBI's taxonomy places the organism in Eukaryota, Metazoa, Chordata, Actinopteri, Cichliformes, Cichlidae. Gene Ontology annotation, cellular component: cytoskeleton.
CACGAUCGUGGAGGUUUUGGUGUUGAUGGUAAUGGCGGGGAGCGCGUGAAGCCGUUUCUCGUGGGAUUAACUCUCGUGGACAUGGAUUUAAUGGACGAUCGUAGUUGUUUUAGUUGUUACUUCUGCUGAGAGACGCAGACAAACAGAAAGGAGCGGGAGAGAUGGGGGACCGACAGCGGCGGACCGGGAGACUCGAGAACCUCACUACCAAGUCCCGGGUCUCCAAGGAGACCAAGCUCCGGUUGCGCGUGGUCUUCCUGGAUGACAGCGAGCGCACGUUCGAAGUGGAGCAAAAGGUUUUAGGUGGCGACUUCUACAACAAAGUGUGCGGUCAUCUGAAAUUGCUGGAGAAGGAGUACUUUGGCCUGGAGUUCAGACACCACAGUGGCAAUUAUGUUUGGUUGGAGCUGCUGAAACCUUUGGUCAAACAAAUCAAAUACACCAAUGAUUUAUUCUUCAGGUUUAUAGUCAAAUUUUUUCCACCAGAUCCUGGACAACUCAAGAGAGGCCUCACCAGAUAUCUUUUUGCCUUACAGAUCAAGCAGGACUUGUCUAAUGGCAGUCUGACCUGUAAUGACAACAGUGCCGCCCUGCUGGUCUCUCACAUACUGCAGUCAGAGAUAGGGGACUAUGACGAGGAGCUGGACUGCCAGCAUUUGGAGAUGAAGCACUAUGUUCCCAACCAGGAAUAUCUGGACCACAAAAUCAUCAAGUUUCACAAGAAACACAGAGGACUCUCUCCAGCAAACUCCGACAUCCAGCUGCUGGAGGUGGCGAGGAAGCUGGACAUGUAUGGAAUCAGGCCUUACCCUGCCUAUGAUGGGGAGGGAAUGAGGAUCAAUCUGGCUGUCACACACUCUGGAGUGCUAGUCUUUCAGGGAAACACAAAAAUCAACACAUUCAGCUGGGCAAAGAUCCGCAAGCUAAGCUUCAAACGCAAGCAUUUCCUCAUCAAACUACAUGAUAAAGUUGGGCCCUCGUGUAAGGAUACACUAGAGUUGGCCAUGGCCAGCCGUGAUGUGUGUAAAUCAUUCUGGAAGAUGUGUGUGGAGUACCAUGCUUUCUUCAGGCUAGCUGAGGAACCAAAGGCCAUACACAAAACUCUGCUGUCAUGUAAAGGCUCCAGCUUCAGAUACAGUGGUCGGACCCAGAAGCAGCUGCUGGAGUGUCUGGGAUCAGGGGAGAAGAAGCCUUCACACUUUGAAAAGAUGUACAGUCAGACAGACUGUGACCCCAGACAAUGUCGAUCUUCUCCUGAUCUCCUCACAGAUGUCUCCAAACAGGUGUACGAACAUUCCCACCCAUUCCCACGGUCAAGUCGUGCUCUGGCAAUACACAGCCAGGAUCAGUUGGACCCACAUCAUCGAGACAAUGAUAUUGAAAUCAACGAAAGAGUGGCUAAACGCAGCCAUUCAUGUGUUGAGGUCAGCCAGAGGCCUCGCCUCCUCUCCCAAGUCACUCCUCUUUCUCCAUCUGUCAACCAGACAACGCUGCCUUCACCCUCACCGAAGACGAGAUCUGCUUCGAUAUCUGUAGUAGAGGACACAAGGGGGGUACGAAUCGGGACACAGCGCCAAGCCCAGCGGUUAGCUGGUGUCUAUGGAAACCGAUCUAGACGUCGACCCAACCCCCAGCCACAUCCAGAUGCAGGACAGCAGCUGGUCCUUCUCUACCCUAACAGCCCUGCCUACCAGUAUCAUCCUGUCCUCCCAUCGUUCCCAUUAGCUGGCUCCUCGCCACUCAACCGACAUCCCUACUUGUCGGAAUUUGUUGCUGUUUCCUCACUGGAACGAAUUCCACAUACAAGACGGCGGGAUUAUGUGACAAUGGAUGGCAUAACACGGCCAUCUUUUUACCCAGUGUGUCAUGAUUCGCCAUCUAGUUCACCAAUCAGGAGAAACCUCCGCUCCAGUGGUUCAGGUGGGCUGGGAUUGGCCAGAAUGUACCAACCAGGAAGCAAUGGUGCAAGACUCAGGGGCGUUGGACAUACAGAGGCAGGCCAUUACAGCGAUGACUCCAACUUCCUUCCUGGACUGCCUCGCCGUGUAGCCAGCCAACCUGAUGUCAAAUUAAACCUCUCGAGGAGUUCAAACACUGCCUUUAACCCUGCUUCUGAGUUUCGCCCUCUUGGUUACUACCCCCACCUGACGCGCCCCUCCAGACCCACCUACCUCCCACUAAACUCUUCCCCUCUGCCUGAACGCCCCAGUUCACUAUGUAUGAUUGGCAGCACUGCGGGAAGCUACAGCGACUCAGACCCGGAGGUUUUCUAUCCAUACUACUGCCCUGCCCCUCAGGUGGGCAAGAUGGUACGGUCCGCUGGACUAGCCAGGAUGAGGUUUUCAUCGGGGAGUCUCCAACUUGAUGAGGAGGAAGAGGGGGAGGAGGAAGAGAGGGAGCAUACAACAGCAAAAGAAACUGCAAAGAAGGAGCCAGAGGGUGAAGAGGAGAAGAAAGAAAAGAGUGAAGGAGGAGAGGAUACGAAAGGAGCGGCAAAGGUUACUGAAGUGACGCUGUAGAAAAAGAUUAAAACAUUACAGCGAUUCAUGAUCACAGUCAAAACUGGAAGGAUAAUUUAAAAUAGCACAUCCUCUGCAGACUGUAGAUAACACCAUAAAUGUAUUAGAUAAGAAGUGUGUCGUUUUGAGGUGCACUGGCAGAUGAAAUGUAUUUUUUUGCCUUCUUCAAGUGAAAACCUCAGAUUUUGAA